This is a messenger RNA of Xiphophorus maculatus (southern platyfish), 933 nucleotides long. RefSeq names its product olfactory receptor 11H6-like. Gene Ontology annotation, molecular function: G protein-coupled receptor activity; olfactory receptor activity. The record is from RefSeq and is a predicted model, not a curated record. Gene Ontology annotation, cellular component: membrane. Lineage: Eukaryota; Metazoa; Chordata; Actinopteri; Cyprinodontiformes; Poeciliidae. The transcript has a single exon. The coding region runs from base 1 to 933 and encodes 310 amino acids. Gene Ontology annotation, biological process: G protein-coupled receptor signaling pathway.
AUGAACAAUGUUUCAGCUAUUUCAAUGCUUUUUCUCUCAGGUUUAAACGAGACAAGGAAUUACAGAUCAAUUCUUUUCUUUCUCACUUUCUUGUGUUACGUUAUAAUCAUCCUUGUAAAUGUUUGUGUUGUUCUGACAAUAAUUUUGAAUAAUGAACUCCAUGAACCAAUGUAUAUUCUGCUCUGUGCUUUUUGCAUGAAUUCCAUUUAUGGAACAGCAGGUUUCUAUCCUAAAUUUCUGUCAGAUCUGCUCUCUCCUGUUCAUGUCAUCUCUUAUUCAGGCUGCCUUCUGCAGGCUCAGGUGUUGUACUCCUUCGCCUGUAGUGAUCUGUCCAUCCUUGCCCUCAUGGCAUAUGACCGUUAUCUGGCUAUAUGUCGACCACUGGAGUACCACUCCGUCAUGUCAAAGAAAAGAGUCAUCACUUUGGUUUGUCUCGCCUGGUUAACACCUUUCUUCAUUAUAGCUGUAAGCACCUUAUUAGCUUCUAGGUUGAAGCUAUGUAGCCAGUAUCUAAACAGACUGAUCUGUUUGAACUGGAGCAUUGUUAUGCUUGCUUGUUUUCCAGCUGAAACUAUAAUUAACAGCAUCAUUGGAAAUAUUACAAUAGGUAUUUAUGUUCUUCACAGUGUUGUCAUUGUGUGGUCCUACAUGUUUCUUAUCAAAACUUGUGUAGGUUCUAUAGAAAACAGGAGAAAGUUCAUGCAAACAUGUGUGCCACAUUUGAUCUCCUUGUUCACUUUUUCUGCAACUUUACUUUUUGAUGUUAUAUAUAUUCGAUUUGAGACCAAUAAUUUACCAACAGCUCUUAAAUACUUUGUCUCAAUAGAAUUUCUCAUCAUUCCUCCUAUAAUGAAUCCACUGAUUUAUGGUUUCAAGUUGACCAAAAUAAGAAAAAAACUUCUAAGUGUGGCAGCUAUGAAAUGCAGUCUUUAA